AAGCUUAUGUGAUACAAACCGUAACUUUGAUAUACGUUGAUAAAUUAUAUUAGAGUAUGAUAUUUUAAUGAAUAUUGUAGUUUUUACCAGUGAGUGGAAUAUAAAACACGCAAUGGCAGCUCGUCUUAGUUUGCUGCUUACCCUGACAAUAAUCAUUUUGAUUAAUAGUGUUGGUGGAUUAGAAAAUGGGAAGAUCAAAAUCACAGUCGGCACCACGGCUGGCUGCAGUGACACAGUCAACUUCAUCACAAAUCAACUGUUGCCUACAUACAGAAAAUAUGAAAGAUUUUUAGAGAUCGAAUUUGUUGCAUGGGGGAGGACUCGUAGAGAAAAUGGCGUUUUCACUUUUUGCCAGUUCAACGCCAUGAAUUGCUGGGUUAACCGAAUGCACAGGUGUUCUCUGGACAUGAUGAAAGGAAACCAGACGAGGCAAUUAGAGUUCAUGUCAUGCGAGUUCUCGCCACCGCUCCCUGUAAUCCUCCGUGAGAGUUACGAUUGCGCCAUCUCAUCGGGUUUGAAUGUUGUCGACGUAGAUUUCUGUUUGAAUAAUCCACAUUUGGAUUCUUUGGAUGACGUAGCGCAAGAAGCUGCUGCUGAACCAGUUAGUGCUAUAAACUUUAUCCCUUACAUUAUUAUUAACGACAACACCGACGUUAAUGUCCACAAUCAAGCAUUACGUCGACUGUCCAGCGUUAUAUGUUUCUUACUUGCCGAAGACCCAGCGUCAGGCGUGACCGAGUGCCAAAUCUAAUCAGAAAGAAAGAAAGAAAAAUAUUUAUUAACGACAUACAUUAACAAUUACAACAAACAUACAUCAAACAUAAAACAAAAGGUACAUCGUCAACUAGGCCCCAACUCAGCAUAAUGUUGCAACGGCAAAAAUGGAUUGCCGCUGCAACGCUGGUAUUCUGGAACGACCUGAUUUGGACAUCAACGGACGGAGAUACAAGACAAUCACUUAAUAUAGAAAAUAAAAGAAGUCCAGCAUCAAAAACAAAAAACUUAACAUAAGAGGCUGAGCAGGCUCAGCUCUUUACCUACAAGAUACAAAAAAAUAAGAAAAAACUAAAACAAAAUCAGUGGCAAAGUCAGCUGUAGCCAUUUAGAAAAAAAAAAGUCAGCUGUAUCAAAGUUUUGUGUCUUAAUGUGAACCGCCCAAUCGUGAAAUUGUAAAGUUUUAUCUUAGCUGGCAUCUAAGCUUGAGGAUUUUGAGAUUUUCAAGCCAAGAGUUGAACGUUUGCCGGCUCGUAAUCGACGAACUUGUGCAAUUGGACAAUCGUCGAGCGCAGAUACGGCUAAUGACCCAGUAAUUUUUGGCGAUAAGAAAUGUAACGACAGCGUUUUGUUACAUUAACAUUUCUGGAUGUAUUCAAAAUGUCAGUUGGAUAACUUAUUUUUGUUAAGCAACUUUAUGUAUAAUAAUGAUUGUCAUUUCGCUUAUUUUUCAUUAUAAGUGUCAUUUCAUUUAAGGUAUAUAAUCUGUUAAAGCCACGUUAAAUAU
Messenger RNA from Chilo suppressalis (striped riceborer), 1501 nucleotides. The record is from the annotation of a GenBank genome assembly. NCBI's taxonomy places the organism in Eukaryota, Metazoa, Arthropoda, Insecta, Lepidoptera, Crambidae.